Mercenaria mercenaria is the source of this 1555-nucleotide messenger RNA. RefSeq lists its product as uncharacterized. NCBI's taxonomy places the organism in Eukaryota, Metazoa, Mollusca, Bivalvia, Venerida, Veneridae. Gene Ontology annotation, molecular function: protein binding. The coding region runs from base 196 to 1371 and encodes 391 amino acids. The transcript is spliced from 3 exons. The record is from RefSeq and is a predicted model, not a curated record.
ACGCAGUUCACAGCUUCAAUAUAUCAGCAGAUAAAGAGCUAUAUAUUAUUUGAAUGCAUCUGACAUACGUUUUUGAGAGUUUUUGUCACGUGACAGUACGUUGGUAUUAUUAUUAAGAGAUUUAAUCACUUACCACUAGAUCUUUAUUUUUAAAGGACAUACAUUUAUAGUUACUGAAUUAGGACUGUUUGAAAUAUGGCCGGCGCUAGAAUUAAAAUUCUUGUUUGUGUGAUGUUUAUAUAUUCUGUUAGCGAGAUGGCCGCGGAACUGAAUCCUGAAAUUGAAGUUGUUUAUGACAUGUUGACGCGGAGAAUAGAUUCUUUAGUUCAUGAUACAAAUUAUUUAAAAUCUGAAUUGGAUGAAACAAAAGCAGAUUUUAAGUCUGAUUUAAGCGCGAUCGUCAGCAGAAUAGAGAAUGCCGAAGCCAAGAUUUCUGCUUUUACGCUAAAUACGGAUUCCAGAGAAGAGGACAUGACAAAUUAUGAUGUGAAUGUUGAAGUAAAAAGGCAAUUAGUGGCAGUAAGAAAAAUGCUCGCUGCUGAGAAAGCUCUUCUGAGAAAAAUGGUGGACACACUUGAAAACAAAUUUAGAGCAUUUGAAUCAGAAAUUAGAUCCCAAAUUUCGCUGCUGAAUGUCUCCGCGGGAAGCUCGGUUGAUGGCCUAGUUCACGCAAUAACUGAUCAUAAGCUGGAGACAAACAAUUCGUUAAUGUUGACGGACAUCCAGAUAGGGAAAGUGCGAAAGGAUAUAGAAGAAAACCGCGAAGAUUUACUUGAUGCGAUUACUGAGGUUAGCCAAAAUAUCCUUUCUAAAACUAGAUCAGAGUUGGGAAGUGCGAAAAACGAACUCACUCGCUUGAUCAAUGACGAAAGAACAGAGGUGUUGUCAAAGCUUGUUUCUGUUGAAAGAACACAAGAAAACGUGGAAAGCAAAUUCAAUCAACAAAUCAGUCAGCUGAGCAAAAGAAUUUUAGAGGAAGAAGAUAUAACGGUUGCAUUUUCAGCGCGCCUAGUUACGGAACGCAGUCAUUAUGGUAAAAACGAAAGAAUAAUAUUUGACCACGUCGACUAUAGCCAUGGCGGAGGGUACAGCGCAUCAACGGGGAUCUUCACAGCACCGACAUCCGGAACAUACAUAUUUACUUUUAAUGUAGAAUCUACUAGCAGCGGAAUUGCACAUGUCUUAUUGAAAAUACGCAAUUUGACCAAAACAAGGGUAAUUGCAACAAAGGGCACUGACAGUAAUGCUGGGAAUGCCGCCGUUGACUAUGUCUGGAAAGGGGAACAGGUUUGGGUUCAGACAUCGGCAUUUAGAGACAAGUAUUACAUUUGGCCUUACAGGACUACUUUUAAUGGUGUUUUGAUUGACUGAAAUAUAUAUACAAAUUUAGACAAUGUACAUUUUUGCAAUCUUUUACAAGUGAAAUGUAUUUUAAAUGUUGUGAAAGCGCACAAACUUUGAAAAUUUACACGCACUAUAUAUGUAGUGAUAUUUGUACGUAGCAGGAAACAGUUCACGACUUAAAGUGUAGGAAAUAAAUUAAGUGUAUACUUUU